Messenger RNA from Gadus chalcogrammus (walleye pollock), 1829 nucleotides. Its product is annotated as probable global transcription activator SNF2L2. Gene Ontology annotation, molecular function: protein binding. NCBI's taxonomy places the organism in Eukaryota, Metazoa, Chordata, Actinopteri, Gadiformes, Gadidae. Gene Ontology annotation, biological process: chromatin remodeling. Bases 200 to 1021 code for a protein of 273 amino acids. The transcript is spliced from 6 exons. The record is from RefSeq and is a predicted model, not a curated record. Gene Ontology annotation, cellular component: RSC-type complex.
CAAGCGGAGUGGAAAAAAAACCCUGUCCGCAGCCGAUAUUAAAAACAUGCAGAGGAAGACCAACUCGCGGCCGCCGCGCACAGUCACACACUCGGGCGGACGAGCGUGACAUGUCCAUGUUCCCCCAGCCCGUGUGUAUGAAGAACAACGCGCUGUUCCUCGCCCCCCUCGUGGGCUCUGCUGUGUGAGUGAUCAGCUGAUGAAGAGACUAGCGGCUCGUCGCUAUGCUGGUUUGCUAAUUCUCUCCCCCCCAGCUGCAGCCGAUCCAGAUAGCCCGCCCGCACAGUGCAGUCAGCCUGAGCUCGGAGAGAGCAGUCCAACACCAGACAUGGAGGAGGUCAAUAAUAACGUGAAGAGGCGCAAAGGUGACCGUCCCCACGCAGACAAGAAGCCCCCGACCGGACCGGAAGCCGGGGAGCAGGUGAAGAGGAAGAGGGGACGGCCCCCCGCGGAGAAGCUGCCUCCGAACCCCCCCGGCCUCACUCGACAGCUCAACACGCUGGUGGACAUGGUCAUCAACUACAAAGACGGGCUUGGUCGUCAGAUCAGCAGAGGGUUUGCUCAGCUGCCCUCUAAGAAGGAAGUCCCGGAGUACUAUGAGCUGAUCCGGAAGCCAGUGGACUUCCGAAGGAUCAAGGAACGAGUGCGUAAUCACAAGUACCGCAGCGUAGGGGACCUGGAAACGGAUAUCUUCCUCUUGUGUCACAACGCUCAAACCUUCAACCUGGAGGGAUCUCAGACCUAUGAGGAUUCGAUCGUCAUCAGGUCUGUGUUUGAGAGUGCCAGACAGAGAAUAGUGACGGACGAAGAGGAGAAGGAGACGCCCGUCACCGGUAGCCACGGCGAUAACAGCGGCCGGAUGGAAGGUUUCUUCCUUCCGUCAACAUUCAAAGCGCCAUCGAUUCCCCUGAAGACAGAGAGUACGGAGGAAACAGGAAGUAGAAGCACAGUGAAGAGGCUCCACCGUGGGCACCGGGACGACCAAGAGGCCAACCCCACAAACCACGAGAGUGGGACUUGAGGAGCCGUCCCUUUUCUACCUAUAUAUACUGUAUCUAGCUACCUAUAAGCAUAUAUUCUCACUUUGCUAAAGCCGUUUACUCCUCUGUUCGUUGGUUUCUAUUUCAGAUCCGACUUCAACAAAUGUGCUCAGUUAUAGCAAAAGGGUAAUACUACCUACGCAAGGACAAAAAAUAUUCACUACAAUGUAUUCGAAGCUGGAAAAGAAACAUGGUGUUAUUUGACUUAAUUUGCAUUAUUGCUGAUGACCAUUCAUUGCUUUGGUAAAGAUAUUUGUCUGAUACAUUUUCAGACUUUUUCAGGCAUUAUGAUUUCACACCUCCAAAGCUCUUUGUAAAACUAUGGCCCUUUGUACAUGAUUGAGAACAUUAUUGAUGGUUGAGGUUAUUGACGGCAUUGAGGUCAUCAUUGGUGACCAAAGAAGACCUUGAAAAGCUUUUCCAACGAAGAUUGACUGGAAUGCUUGAAAACUUUUCUCUCCGAUACCUGAUGUGAGUCGUUAAUAAUACAAAGAAUUUGCUACAAUAACAUGUUUUUUGUGUUUUUGUCCUAAGAGAACACGUUAUACAUAAGAAACAUGUGAAUGAAUAAUUAUUUGUGCUAAGCCCUCCUUCUUUUUGUUUGUUAUUUAACUACCAGAAAUGACUCACUUAAGACUAUGUAACUUUAAAUCAGUUCAUGUUCAAUGUGAUUGUUACUGACAAUUCUGUUCUCCAUAAAAAUUUUGAACACUAGUGUUUAACGAUUGUGUAAUCAUCUGACUGAUGUGUGGUUUGUGAGUACUUAUUUAUAAUAAAAUCUAAAUUAAU